This is a messenger RNA of Protobothrops mucrosquamatus (brown spotted pit viper), 1698 nucleotides long. It is a transcript of the gene MFRP, whose product is annotated as membrane frizzled-related protein. The transcript is spliced from 13 exons. The coding region runs from base 1 to 1698 and encodes 565 amino acids. The record is from RefSeq and is a predicted model, not a curated record. Gene Ontology annotation, molecular function: protein binding. Lineage: Eukaryota; Metazoa; Chordata; Lepidosauria; Squamata; Viperidae.
AUGAAGGACUUCACCAAGGCCAUCUGUCACCCGGAGGCACAGAAUCAAAACCAGGAGACUGUCAUGUUGUCUUUGCCACCGAACUUGCUGAUGGAGUUCUCCAAUCCUGUGUUUGAGGAGGACGGCGAGGCGCCGGCCCAGAACCAGCUGGAGGAGGAGAAGAGCAGUGAUGCCAAACUCACCGCCAAUGGAUUUGCUCAGCAAGUGCGAGAGGCAGCCAGCAAGAAAUUCCAGCCAGACUGCAAAUUUUCCUGGCUCUGUGUGACCGUCCUAAGCCUUCUGCUGCUCCUCCUCCUGGCCUUGCUUGUAGGCAUCCUAGCAGAGCUCAAGUCCCCUCCUCCAAGUAAGCCCACUCUUGAGACUUUCCUUGGGCACAACGUCGCCAAUGCUACCUUGUCCUCGAUAUGCUUCUCUAAACGGUUGCUUCAUUCUCCACCUUCUUCUUUUGUAGUGUGUGGAGGCGAACUUGGAGGCCCCAAGGGCACCUUCAGCUCUCCCAACUAUCCCGAUCCAUACCCACCUAACGUCCUCUGCCACUGGCACAUCCAAGUGAAGAUGGGGAUGGUGAUUCAGCUGAAAAUAGAGACUCUGGAUGUGGAGGCCUCGGACUUCUGCUUCUAUGAUCGGCUGGAGAUCUACGAGGAAUCAGAUAGUCUCUCUCUUUGGGAUGGGAGUACUAGGGGCUUCACUGUUGAACUGGAUAAGAGCAAUGCAAAAAAACAGAUCCGGUACUGUGGCAAGGUAGCCCCGGCGACUAUCAACACCAACUCUAACCAGAUUAAAGUUGGUUUUGUGUCCGAUGAUAACAUUGCUCCUUCGGGGUUCACAGCCAGGUACCGGGCCAUCCUCCCCAGUGAAAAGAACUGCUCCUGGGAUGAAUUCUUGUGUGACCAGGGACUUUGCCUCCUUCCAGUCUUUGUGUGUGAUGGUCACCAGGACUGCAAGGACAAUCGAGAUGAAGCCAAUUGUAGCGCCAAGCAUACAGGUUGUGGCGGGACCUUGACCAGCCUGGAGGGACAGUUCUUCUCCCCAAACUAUCCCAAACCAUACCCACAUCUACAGAUCUGUCUCUGGCACAUCUCUGUGCCCAUGGGCCAUGUGAUCCAGCUGCAAUUCUACAACUUCAGCCUUGAGUCCCACGAAGAUUGCAAUUUCGACUUUGUGGAGGUGUAUGACAGUGCUGCCAUGGGGACCAGCAACCUCAUGGGUCGGUUCUGCAACUCCAAUAUGCCUCCUGUGUUGACUUCAUCCCAUCACGUCAUGACCGUCCUGUUCGUGGCUGAUGAGGAGAUUGGGGAUGAUGGGUUCUUUGCUAUCUACCGGGCCCACAACCUGAGUGAAACAGAGGCCUCCUGUGAACCCAUCAAGAUAGAAAUGUGCCAAGGUCUCAGCUACAAUUCCACCUCCUUCCCCAACAUCUGGCUGAUGAUCCCCCAUCAGCAGAGUGCUGAGGCACUGCUUCAAGACUACAUGGUGCUGCGGGACCUCAGGUGCUACCCUCACCUGCGCUUGCUGAUCUGCAGCCUCUUCGUCCCGAAGUGCAUCCCAGAAGGGGGCACCUUGCAGCCCUGUCGCUCUGUGUGUCUGGGGGCAGAGGAGCACUGCCGGAAGCCCCUGGCCCGCUUGGACAUCCUCUGGCCCUUGAACUGCAACAUCCUGCCUGACUCCACCAACCCUCUGGAGUGCUUCUUGCCUUGA